Artibeus jamaicensis (Jamaican fruit-eating bat) is the source of this 833-nucleotide messenger RNA. RefSeq names its product REC114 meiotic recombination protein (gene REC114). The record is from RefSeq and is a predicted model, not a curated record. The transcript is spliced from 6 exons. Bases 1 to 783 code for a protein of 260 amino acids. Lineage: Eukaryota; Metazoa; Chordata; Mammalia; Chiroptera; Phyllostomidae.
AUGGCGGAGGCGGGAAAGAAGCCGGCGUGCCUCGGGCUUCCCGGUGAAGACGCAGCACAGUGGCCACUGCAGCGGUACGGCCGUUUCGUACUCUUGGGUGCCGGAGAGUCGCCUGGGCCUGGGCUGGACUCUGGGAUGGCCUCUUCCCCUACAUGGAAGGUUUUUGACUCCAAUGAAGAAUCUGGGCAUCUCAUUCUCACCAUAGUUAUAUCAGGACAUUUCUUCAUUUCCCAAGGACAAACACUUCUGGAAGGGUUUUCACUCAUUGGUAGCAAGAACUGGUUGAAGAUUGUAAGACGCAUGGAUUGUCUGUUGUUUGGAACAACAAUAAAGGACAAGAGUCGCAUGUUCAGGGUGCAGUUUGGCGGCGAGACCAGGCAGCAGGCGCUGGAGCACUGUGACAGCUGUGUGCGGAGCCUGGCCCAGUACGUGACCAUUCAGACGCCCGAGGGAAGCAGCCAGGGCCCAAUGCCGGCAGCAGACAGCCGCACGGAGGGCCGUGUGCAGAGCGUCCCGCUGCUGCUGCCGGGGUCACACCAGGAGCCGGGGCAGCAGCGGUGCAUGCCGGCCAGCACAGGCAUUGCAGGAGGAAGGACCUCAGUGACCCAGUUAGCUCAGUCUCUCCUGGCGUCGGAGGAGCUGCCCCUUGUCUAUGAACAAUCUGCGUGGAAUUCGGAAGAGUUAGGCCCCUUUCUCCGCCUCUGCCUCAUGGAUCAGAGCUUCCCAGCAUUUGUGGAACAGGUGGAAAAGGAACUAAAAAAGCUGACAGGGUUCAGAAAUUAACACUCUAUGUACAUGGAGAACUAAAGAACUGGAAAGCACUGAAAAAUGCC